UUAAAGGGUUGUUUAGGUGCACUAGAUGGUACUUACAUUCCCAUUAGAGUUCCAAUCCAACACAAACCAAGAUAUAGAACAAGAAAAGGAGAGAUAGCAACUAAUGUUUUGGGAGUUUGUGAUAGAAAUCUCAAUUUUACUUAUGUGUUACCUGGAUGGGAAGGUUCAGCUGCCGAUGGUCGUGUAUUACGAGAUGCUAUAGUACGAAGGAAUGGUUUGAAAAUUCAUGAGGGUAGGCCUUAUAUAUGCUUUCAAGUUACAUCAUAGAAAGAGGUACUAGUAACUAAAUUAUAUGUUUAUAUUAUAGGUAACUAUUAUUUGUGUGAUGGAGGAUAUACGAAUGGAAAAGGAUUUCUUUCACCUUAUCGAGGUUAUAGAUAUUGGUUAAAGGAUUGGCGCGGCGAUAAUCCAUCGCCUCGAUGUAAAGAAGAGCUUUUCAACAUGAGGCAUGCUAGAGCUCGUAAUGUAAUUGAAAGGGCAUUUGGUUUGUUGAAAGGACGUUGGGGAAUUCUUAGAAGUUCUUCAUGGUACUCGGUUAAGGUUCAUAACAGGAUCAUUAGUGCUUGCUGCUUGAUUCAUAAUUUCAUUCGUAGAGAGAUGGAAGUGGAUCCCUUAGACAUUGAUAUAGAAGAACAAAUGGAGUAUCAACACGAGAAUAUUGAUGUUAUUGAAUCGUCGGAGGAGUGGACCACUUGGAGGGAUGAGUUGGCUUAAUCAAUGUGGAAUGCAAGAUUUAACAAUUGACAUAUUGCUACAUUUUGAACUAUGUUGCUACUUGUUAGCUAUAGAACCUUUUUGGACUUCAUUUGCUCUUUAGAACUGGCCUAGUAUAAAUAGUUUAACUGCCAGAAACUUCUGAUUUUUUGUGACCUUAAUUGCACACCCUUA
Solanum tuberosum (potato) is the source of this 888-nucleotide messenger RNA. RefSeq lists its product as uncharacterized. Lineage: Eukaryota; Viridiplantae; Streptophyta; Magnoliopsida; Solanales; Solanaceae. The record is from RefSeq and is a predicted model, not a curated record.